GGACCCCUCGGGGCUGUCCAGGGGCCGUAUCCUGCCGUCCCGGGCGCUGAGCCCCAUCCCAAAACGCCUGCAAUCGCCAUGACAACGCUGACUUCAGCCUCCACCACCUACUCGGGCUCCGAGCCCACUGGGUGCUGGCUGAUGGCUCGGUGCGGGCAGCAGCGGAUGGGGCACCCCACGGGAAGGUCCCCCUCCGGCGUGGCAGUGGGUGCCCCACGUCCCCUCGCUCUCUCCCCCAGGACGGAGGAUGUCCUCGAUGUUUGGCAAACCCCGAGUUGGGGGCGAGCGGCCGCCCCAGAGCCCCCUCGCCGAGUGCAACGUGGCCAUCCUGGGGUGCCGAGGGGCUGGCAAGUCAGCCCUGACCGUGAAGUUUCUAACCAAGAGGUUCAUCAGCGAGUAUGACCCCAACUUGGAGGACACCUACGCCUCGGAGGAGCUGGUGGACCAGCAGCCCGUGCUGCUGAAGGUGAUGGACACCGCCGACCAGGAUGGCCCCGGGAACUGUGAGCGCUACCUGCGUUGGGCCAGUGCCUUCCUUGUGGUCUACAGCAUCGAGGACAGGAAGAGCUUUGACGGCUGCCAGCACUACCUGGAGGUCCUCGCCCUGCACGCCAGGGGCUGCCAGCGCCGCUGCCCCGUGCUCCUGGUGGGCAACAAGCUGGACAUGGAGCAGUACAGGCAGGUCCCUGCAGCCGAAGGGAUGUCCCUGGCGACCAGGUUCGGGUCCCUCUUCUACGAGGUGUCGGCGUGCCAGGACUUUGCCGGGGUGCAGCAUGUCUUCCACGAGGCCGUGCGGGAGGUGCGGCGCCAGGCGGAGGGCAGCCAGCCCCUCCGGCCCCUCUUCAUCACCGAGGAGCGGCCUUGCCUGCCGGUGGCCACGCCGGUGGCCUUGCCCGCCCGCCACGGGGUGGCCAGCUGCACCUUCACCACCCUCUCCACCCUCAACUGCAAGGAGAUCCCUUCGGUGGCCCAGGCCAAGCUGGUCACCGUCAAGUCCUCGCGGGCUCAGAGCAAGAGGAAAGCUCCCACGCUCACCUUGCUGAAAGGCUUCAAGAUAUUUUAGGAUGUCUCCCCCCCCCGGGGCGGUGAGAGACCCCCCCAUCCCUCCCGGCUCCACCAGGGAUGAGACCAUCCAUGAUGGACUCAUGGGCAAACAGUGGCCCAGGUCCCCCUGAGGUGGCGAUUUGGCGUGUGGACGGGGAGCUGAGGGCCCAAAUUUGGCUGUGGCAUCCCUCUGCCUGUGCCCACCCAGGCUCUUCUGCCCCCCUGGCUGAGCACUGCCGUGGUGCUUGCACCCUGUCCUGCCACCAGCACCGGGAGCCAACCCCAUUUUCCAUGUGGAUCCCAGGAGUUCCGGAGCAGCCAGAGCCAAGAGCAACGCCAGGAGGGUGAGGGGUGUCCCCCAGGACCCCCCCAGCCAGCUGGUGGGAGCCCAGGAGGGGGGAAUUAAUUAAUCAGGUAUGGAGGCACCCAUCUCGUUCGUCUCACAGCCCCCCCACCAGAGCAAUAAGUAGGAAGAAUUUAUAUGUUUUUUUAAUCUAAACGAGAAAGGUGCAGGUGUUGUUUCAGCCAACUAAAGGCGUUCUGAAACCAACUCCCCUGCAUCGAAAUAAGUCAUACCAAAAGAGCUGGGUUUUUAACCAACUUUUUACAAUCCGCUGUUGCUUUUCAAAGGCUUUUCAAGGAGAGAUGCUUCACUGGUGAGGACAGGCUCUGAAAAGCCUUCGUUUAAAAGACUGAUGUAUUUCCAAAAAAAUGUCUUAAAUUAUUUUGUGGCUUCUCCACGUGCCCGGUGAGGGGUGAGAAGUGGCUGCUAAAGCAGAGCAGGCUCCACCUGUGCCCUCACCAGGGCCAGGGGCUGCGUGUUCUGUCUCAUUUGCUGUGUCAGGUCAAAUGUUCUGCUUCUCCCUGGAGCUGCAGCCACUCUGUGGCAUAAAACAUCCACCUGUAUAUUUGUACAUAUAGAUAUAAAUAUAUAUAUAUAUGACCUAUAGUGAUGGAGAGAGAGAUUCAACACAGGC
Messenger RNA from Calidris pugnax (ruff), 2021 nucleotides. RefSeq names its product RAS-like family 12 (gene RASL12). The record is from RefSeq and is a predicted model, not a curated record. Gene Ontology annotation, molecular function: GTP binding; GTPase activity. The coding region runs from base 248 to 1063 and encodes 271 amino acids. NCBI's taxonomy places the organism in Eukaryota, Metazoa, Chordata, Aves, Charadriiformes, Scolopacidae. The transcript has 6 exons.